Messenger RNA from Caenorhabditis elegans, 1201 nucleotides. RefSeq names its product Nuclear hormone receptor family member nhr-108 (gene nhr-108). Gene Ontology annotation, molecular function: zinc ion binding; DNA-binding transcription factor activity; sequence-specific DNA binding. Gene Ontology annotation, cellular component: nucleus. The transcript has 5 exons. The record is from RefSeq and is marked reviewed. NCBI's taxonomy places the organism in Eukaryota, Metazoa, Nematoda, Chromadorea, Rhabditida, Rhabditidae. Bases 69 to 1085 code for a protein of 338 amino acids. Gene Ontology annotation, biological process: regulation of DNA-templated transcription.
CAUUCUGCGUCUCUAUCCUACCGAUACACACUUCUUAACUAAAUUUUAAAUUUCUUUUCUGAAAUAAAAUGUCUAAAAAAUCUGAAAAUCAGCCGUGUAUGGUGUGCGGAGAGAUAUCUUAUAGUAUCCGGUUUGGGGCAGUUUCAUGUAGGGCUUGCGCAGAAUUUUUCCGACGCAAGAUAGUUUCAAAAGCUAGAAUACCAAAACGGUGCAAUGGUGCUUGUGAUCUUGGAAAAUAUCACCGAAAAACUUGUCAAAGUUGUCGAUUUCAAAAGUGUUUGAAAAUUGGAAUGUUGGAAAAAGUUGUAGCUUCCCGGACACCAGUCAAUAGGAGAAGUGAAAACAAUCAAACUAUAUUGUCGGGACUUGAAAAAGCAUACGAUAAAUUGGAAAACUCCAGAGACAAUGUUUUCGAUAGAAAAAACAAAAUCCCCAAGUACUGCAAUCACCAGGAACUGGAUGACAUGUUCGAAAUUGACAUAAAACUAAUUUCCACGCAUUUCAUUCAAUUUUUUGAAUCUAAAUCUUCAUUGGAAAACAAUCAAAAUAAGGUUUUAUCUACCCACUUCAUUAUUCGAUUUUCACUUCUUGAAGUAGCUUUUAGAGCAUUUGGGAAACCUACAUACAUUUUACCAAAUAAUGAUAUCAUUGACGUAUCCAAAUUAGACAAAGUAUAUCAACAUUUGGAAACAGGUGAAGAUGAGAGAGGGAAGAACUCUCAAGUAAUUCUACAAAGAUUCUGGCAAAUGAAUGAGAAAACCAUGAAAACUGAAGUGUUUCCUGUAAACUUGGAUCAAUCUGAAUUUCUAUUUCUAUGUGCACUCAUCUACUGGGAUUUUGGAAUUGAAAAUCAAUCUGAAAAGUGUUUGGAAGAGUGUCAACGGAUGCGUACUCAAGUUUUAAAAGAACUCACUGAGUAUGAAAAAUCAAACUAUCCAGAAAAUGAACUCCGAGUUGCUCAAGUGAUUGGCAUCUUGCAAGCUCUGCAAAAAACAUUGGACGUGAUUCAACACAGCGGAUACAUUUCAAAUGUGUAUAAUUUAAAAGGAAAACAAUGCCCAUUGUAUGAAGCUACGAAUGAAUAAUAACUUUUUGUCAGAAUGGUAAUAAAUACACCAUGUAAUUUGACCUCUAUCAGUUGCCCCAAAUAUACACAAGUAUUUUUCAGCUUGCGUUAUACAAUAAAGUUCUUGUGACGUCA